CCACCCCCACUUAGAGGAGGAGGGGGCGCUCGGUGCAGGAACCGGAGAGGACUUGCAGGCGGCAGCAGGGCGGGGCUCCACAAGGGGCCCCGGCAGGAGCCAGCUCCCAGGCAGCCGCUUUCGGAAUCGGAAGGAGGGAAGGAGAGCGAGCGGGAAGGAGCCGCUGACCCCGCCCCAGCCCACGCCCAGCCCCCAGGCGGCGGGAGGACUUUUCCGGCUGGGCUGCCCGGCAGCAGGCAGGACCGGGACGCGGACGCUCACCAGCCCAGCCAACACUCCGCAAGAAUGGAAAUCCCUCCGACCCACUACCCGGCCGCCAGGGCGGCCUCGGUGGUCGAGAGCUGCAUCAACUACCAGCAGGGGACCCCGCACAAGGUGUUUCUGGUGCAGACGGUCACACAAGCCAGCCUGGAGGAUAUUCCAGGAAGAGGACAUAAGUAUCGUCUUAAAUUUUCUGUGGAAGAAAUUAUCCAAAAAGAAGUUACAGUGGACUGCACAGCUGAAGUGCUGUACCCUCCAAUGGGACAAGAGACGGCACCAGAAGUCAACUUCACAUUUGAAGGAGAAAUUGGAAAAAACCCAGAUGAAGAAGAUAACACAUUUUAUCAAAGACUCAAGUCCAUGAAGGAACCACUAGAAGCACAAAAUAUUCCAGACAGUUUUGGAAAUGUACCUCCAGAAAUGAAGCCAGUUCGACAUUUAGCCUGGGUUGCCAGUGGUUAUAUAAUAUGGCAAAACUCUACUGAAAAUACAUGGUAUAAAAUGGCAAAAAUUCAAACUGUCAAGCAAGUGCAAAGAAAUGAUGACUUCAUCGAGUUAGACUACACUAUUCUCCUUCAUGACAUUGCAUCUCAGGAGAUUAUUCCUUGGCAAAUGCAAGUUCUCUGGCAUCCACAAUAUGGUACUAAAGUAAAACAUAAUAGCCGUCUGCCAAAGGAAGCACAAUUGGAAUAAACAAGGACCAUAACACUGGAUAAAGUGUAAACACGCUUGUUAAUGAUGACCUGUAUACUAGUCUUCACUGAUAUCUAGCUUAAGGGGUUAGACAAAUCCCAAAAGUGUCAUUAUGUAUAAAUGGCCUGAUUACAGUACAGAACUAUAUAGCUUCCAUAAUAAAGUGCGUCACAGUGUCAAAGUGUCUUAUCAACAGUAACAGUGCCAUGUGUACCCCUAAUAAAAGCUUUUAAUUCCAGCCUCA
Messenger RNA from Cervus elaphus (red deer), 1198 nucleotides. RefSeq names its product latexin (gene LXN). The transcript is spliced from 6 exons. Bases 286 to 954 code for a protein of 222 amino acids. The record is from RefSeq and is a predicted model, not a curated record. Gene Ontology annotation, molecular function: metalloendopeptidase inhibitor activity. NCBI's taxonomy places the organism in Eukaryota, Metazoa, Chordata, Mammalia, Artiodactyla, Cervidae.